Aureobasidium melanogenum CBS 110374 is the source of this 2841-nucleotide messenger RNA. RefSeq lists its product as uncharacterized. Gene Ontology annotation, molecular function: protein binding. Bases 1 to 2841 code for a protein of 946 amino acids. Lineage: Eukaryota; Fungi; Ascomycota; Dothideomycetes; Dothideales; Saccotheciaceae. The record is from RefSeq and is a predicted model, not a curated record. The transcript has a single exon.
AUGACAGACGUCCCGCCGCCCUUGAAUGCACUAGUUGCUGCUGCUCGUCAGCAGCACAAUCAUCACCACCCUCUGUCGACUCAGCCUUUUUCUGUACCUCCCACAGUUUCGCGACGACAAACACAACCGCCCAUCGAUGACGGCGUUGAAGAGGACGAUGGAGAGAUUAUCUGUAUUUGUGGUAUGCGCCACGACGACGGCUUCUCGGUGCAAUGCGAAACAUGCAAUAACUGGCAACACAUGAUUUGUUACUAUCCUACUGAAGCAGAUCGUCCUGGCGAGCACCAAAAGCACUACUGUUUCGACUGUCAACCGCGUUGGCUUGAUGCAGACCAAGCCAAGGAGAGACAGAAAAAACAAAUACAGCGACAAGCUCUCGACUCGCGACGACCCGGUCCAAAACAUCGUAAAAAGCAGAAGGAGUCGCCAGCCGCCGUCAACGGCUCCCUGCUACAAGGUCGCGAUCGCAAGAGUGCCAGUCCACGCGACCAACCACCUCCUGCCAAACGCCCAAAGACAGGUCAUCGCCCCUCUGCAGCUGCCAACCACGCCCCCACUGGUCGAAAGCGAAACGGUACGAUAACCGCAGCCCGCAGUCCGUCACCGGAUUCGUCAAGACCCAUCAUACCAUGGUACUCAGAAGAAUUCCUCCGACUGUACUCUCAAGUCUCUUCACAUGUCGAGACAGAAACAAAUCUCAUGAACAACAUUGCCGUUACAAACUCAUUAUCUGAGUGGUUGAAGAAUCCGGUCGUUGUCGAGAAAGACACAAACGGACUCAGUCAGAAUGACAUCUUUCUCCGAUGGGAUGGACCGUUCGAAGAUAUGCCAGGUCGACCCGAGGUUGCCUUGCAUUGGGAGGCAGAUUCAAAUUUCACCGAUCAGGCUGAGCCUCCAAAAUGGCCCUGCUUGACGGUUGAACAGGACAUAUCGAAGCGCACCUUCAUUGGCGAGCUUCGUGGACACAUCGGGUACAAGGAGGAAUACAUGAACGACCCUGAAAGUCGUUGGUCAUCGCUGCGCCAUGCCGAACCUUUCGUCUUCUUCCAUCCUCAACUUCCCAUUUACAUCGACGCCCGUCAAGAGGGCACCAUGUUCCGCUACGUUCGCCGCAGCUGUCGACCAAAUACGGAGAUCCAGACUAUCAUCACCGACGGUACCAACUACCAUUUCUGUUUCAUGGCCACACAGGAUCUUCAGUCUGGCGAGGAGAUUACCGUCGCUUGGCAGACAGACGACACCAUCAAGGCAAUGUAUGCCGAAAGAGGUGUUGUGCACGGCGACGUACCUGCAGACAUCAAAUAUGCUAUCGCCAUGUGGGUGUCUAAUGUACUCGCCAAUUGUGGUCCUUGCGCAUGUAACGGCGAAGGUUGUUUGAUGGCAAGAUUCGAUCGACGUGGUCAACCUCAGCCUAUCGAGCCCGCCGAGACAGCUACUGCCCCCGUCAAAGUUCCCAAAGCUCGUCGCAAGAAGACGACCAACAACCUCUCGCCUGCUGAUCCCAACCGCAACAGCCACAGUCGCUCUGGAAGUGAGGCUCGAAAAGUCGAAGUCGAUGAUGAUAUGACAGAUACUCGAUCUGUGUCUGGUUCUCUCCGAGGCUCAGCCAGUCGAGACAUCACUCCUGGCACACAUUACUCAGCUGUUGUACCCGAGAUGUCCGAACGUGAAAAGAAGAAGCUUAUGCGCGAGGAAGAAAUGUUUCGACGACAAGAGGAGGAAAGUGGUCGACAGAAAAAGAAACGUCACAGUGGUGCCACCCCUUUGCUACCACAGAGCAGUUCUUCAAAACAGCAAUCUUCAGAACCUUCUUCUUCACGUCGCGGUACUAUUUCCAAGCGGCCAUCAAAACCUGUGAAGUCAGGCAAGCAGUCUUCCGACAUUCCCAAGCCGGUCUAUGUCGAUUCCUCGGUUCAAUGCGACAUGGACAACGAUGAUCCCCCUGGACCGCCAAUGCCGACGCCACCAAAGAAGAAGCAGUAUUUGUCAGUGACGCAACGCCUGCUUCGAAGGUGUGCCUCGAACAACCUCAAGCGAAAGGCCGAGAGCGAGACACCUGAAGAUGUACGCACCAACGGAGUUCAUCCGGACGAAAACAUGGACCUCGACCAUGCCGAACAAAGCCCGAAAAGUGUUGGUGCCGCUUCAGAAGCCACUCCACUGUCGCCUGUGUCCAUCAAACACGCCGACGUUGAUAUGACCGAGGCUACACAAGCACGCCCUGCUUCAUUGUCACCCGCCUUUGGUCCAGUGGACGCCGAUAUGCAGGACAUUGAUCAUGAGCCUAAUCGUGCUACACCUCCCAACGACCAAGAGCCUGGAUCGUCAUACAGCUCAGCAAGUCCUUCCACAAUAAAACCAGGCGUUCCCUCACAUCCGCCCAUGGAUCCACCACCACCACCAUGGCCACAAAAAGAAGCACCCAGUAUUGGUGAGGUGCAUCCUGCCUCUCCAGAGUUCAAACCUGCCCACCCCGAGAUGCAUAUAACCAUGCCUCCGUCGUUGAAUUCUGCAACUUCACCCUCACUGGGUACGCAGUCGUCCGCAACCACAACGCCUGGUCUGUCCAAUAUACCCCUCUUCUCGCCAUCCGUCUCUGCGGCAGUCAAUCCUAGUCCUGCUAGGAAAAAGUUGAGUUUGAGCGACUACACCAAACGCAACAAAGUGCACCAGCCAAGAGACAUCUCUCCUGCUGCCAGUCUGACAGAUAGUGUAUCAGCCAAAGACAAAGAGAGCAUCUUGAAUGGAGUCGCCGUCACCGACUCUCCAGCAUCGGAGCAGGCAAUGGAUGCAACAGCGCCACCGAUGGGAAGCCAAGAUUCAGUAAUACCACCAGCUUGA